AUGGAGCUGCAACUUCCUGUCAAGACUACUACGAGAGCAUUCUGUGGCUCUUCUCAUGGAUGGCUAGCUAUGUUUGAUGCCACAACUUUAGCCAUUACGCUUAUCAACCCUUUCACCUCUGAUGCUAUCACUCUUCCUCUGCUUAAUUAUUCUGGUGAUUUCUUCAUCAACAAGGUUGUACUAUCGGAUGAUCCUUACCUAAAUCCUAAGGAAUAUUUUGUCAUCGCCCUCGUCAAAGCCGAUGACCAUACACAAAUUGCAAUCAUUCGACGACCAGGUGAUAUUGAAAGUUGGGCUUGGAUUAACAAUCCAGGAGGUGAUAAAAUAACUGAUGCUAUUUUUCGCAACGGUGAUAUUUAUGCUGUAGAUUUGUCAAAUAAUAUCAUAUCAGUUAAGAAUUUUUCAAGCUUUGAUGGCACAAGAAAUUCAGCUAUUAAGUCAGAGAUCAUUGUACGCGGGUCUGGCAGUAGACCAGCUAUUAUGAAAUCAUACAUUGUGGAGUCAUCUGCCGGAGAUAUUCUGGUCAUCAGAAGGAUUUUCAGGUUUGAUCAUUAUAAGAAACAUUACUUGACUAAAAAUUGUAAGGUUUAUAAGCUGGUCCAAGAUGGAACUGAAGCAAAGUUGGUUAAUGUAGAAAGCGUAAGAGAUGAUGCAUUAUUCUUGGGUGGGAACUGCUCCAUGUCGGUUGCGGUCACUCAGAACUUCCCAGGGUGUCAACCAAAUUGUAUUUACUUCACAGAUGACUAUAACUUUAUUUGUUUUUUGGGUUCAGAGUCAGCUAGGCUCUUAAAACCCCAUGAUAUGGGUCGGUUUAAAUUGAAGAUGAAUGGAACAAUGAAACGAUUUUACGAUCCAGAUCAUACAAUUUACAGCGAUAAGCUAUUUCCUAUAUGGAUUUUGCCAACACUUAAAGGGCAAUCAAGUGAAAGGUAG
This is a messenger RNA of Durio zibethinus, 933 nucleotides long. NCBI's taxonomy places the organism in Eukaryota, Viridiplantae, Streptophyta, Magnoliopsida, Malvales, Malvaceae. The record is from RefSeq and is a predicted model, not a curated record.